CGGUGCGUUGCGCCUCACGAGUAAUUCAUCUUCUUCUUCCUCAGUAGGGUUUUACAGGGUUUUCUCUUUUCACUAACUCUAAAUCAAACACUGCUACAAUGUAUUGCAUCUUCAUAUGACACCAUUUAUCGUCACCAACAACGUUGUUUCUAUCGACACCUCACAACAUCAUCGUACACGGUACGCUAUAUCGCCCCUUUCACGUUUUUUCACUGUUCUUCAAUUUCAACAACCCGCAUGUUUUCAAUUCGAUGGAUAUCCAUAAAUUUUUUAGCUUAAAGAAUUUCUGGAAGCUUCCAUUGCAACGAAACUUCGUUGUUAUAUUGGAAAAAUCAUGUUUGUUGUUGUUGAGCGUUUCUGAGUUGCAGAGAUGAUGGGUUGGAAUUCUAACCAUGAAUUCAAUAGCCCUUUUAGGUUUAAGGAAAAGGGUCGUCCACAAAUUUUUUCAUUGUUUUGUUAUUUCACGGAGAUUGUGUAAGGAUACGUUUGCUGGUAGUAAUAAUAAUGGGUUUGAAUGUAUUGAGGAGCCUUUGAAGAAAAUAGUUUCUGAUUUUGAUUCUAAUUUGGACAAAGGGUUUCAUUUGAAUGAGGAUUCGAAUUUUGAUCAAAAUCCAUUUUCGCUUAGACAAGGGUUCAUUGAAAGUGUGAAGUUAGAUGCUAAGAGGGCUCUUGAGGUUCUUAGACAAGAUGGUCCUGGUUUAGAUGCUAGGUUGGUUUUAGAGGAGUUGGGUAUAAGACCUUCGGGUAUUCUUGUUAGAGAGGUUCUCUUUGGAAUUUUGAAGAAUAUAAAUAGUGAGAAUAAGACCAGGUGUGCAAAGCUGGCUUAUAAGUUUUUUGUGUGGUGUGGUCAGCAGGAGGAUUAUCGGCACACAGCGAAUGCCUAUCACUUGAUUAUGAACAUAUAUGCUGAGUGCAAAGAGUUUAAGGCGUUGUGGAGGUUGGUCGAUGAGAUGAUUGGGAAAGGUUAUAAGGCUACUGCUCGUACUUUCAAUAUUUUGAUUCGUACUUGUGGCGAGGCGGGCUUGGCUAAGACAUUGGUGGAGAGGUUCAUAAAAUCGAAGUCCUUUAACUAUAGGCCUUUUAAGCAUUCCUAUAACGCAAUUCUACACAGUUUUCUCGUGCUAAAUCAGUACAAAUUGAUUGAGUGGGUUUAUGAACAGAUGUUGCUUGAUGGUGGUUUUUCAUCAGAUAUUUUAACUUAUAAUAUUGUCAUUUAUGCCAAGUACAGACUUGGAAAGGUGGAUCAGGUCCUCACACUGCUUGGUGAGAUGGAUAGAAAUGGAUUUUCUCCAGAUUUUCAUACCUACAACAUUCUUCUUCAUGCUAUCAGUAAAGGGGAUAUCGGUAAAGGGGAUCUCGAUAAAGAGGAUCUCGGUAAAGAAAAGGAACAAUUUAAAGCUCUUAAACUUUUGAAUUACAUGAGAGAAACAGGUAUAGAGCCUACUGUACUUCAUUUCACCACAUUGAUAGAUGGAUUCAGCAGAGCCGGGAAAUUGGAUGCUUGCCAAUAUUUUUUCAAUGAAAUGAAAAAGAAUGGGUGCAUGCCAGAUGUGGUGGCUUAUACUGUUAUGAUAACCGGAUAUGUAGUGGCACGUGAGCUUGAGAAAGCGCAGGAAAUGUUUGAAGAAAUGCUUUCCAAGGAACUAGUCCCAAAUGUUUUUACAUACAAUUCCAUGAUUCGGGGAUUAUGCAUGGCAGGGAAAUUCGAUGAAGCAUGCUCAAUGUUCAAGGAAAUGGAAAGGAAAGGUUGUAGUCCAAACUCUGUUGUCUAUAUUACCUUAGUGAGUUGUUUGCGGAAUGCUGGAAGGGUUGCUGAUGCUCGUGAGGUGAUAAAACAAAUGACGGAGACAGGGAAGUAUGCCCAUUUACUUUCAAGAUUCAAAGGGUAUAAGAUGUAGUCUUAAACAAGAUUUUUAAAUCGAACAUGUUAUCUCAUGGAGCAUUGACUCUUGGUUUGGUUAACUUAGGCCAAUUACCUGCUACAUCUUCGGCUGGUUAGAUGCUGGAGAAAAGAAGUUAUAACAGGAGCUGGCCAAUAUGGAGAUAAUCAAUGCUGCCAAAUCUUAGCAGGAUAGUAAGCUUUAUACUGGUGGAGGUACUUCAAUUUUCUGCUUAUGGUACUCACAAUUCAGAUUUCAGAGUCCUCAUCAUCCAAGAUUUGGGGAUUAAGUGUUUGUGUAAUUUGCUUCAGUGUGUCAUCGAAUCUCAUUGAUUCUAGUAAUUGGUAUUGUUUUUAUGCCAGAAUCAUUCCAUUUCAGUAUCAGCAUUCUUCAGAUUCACAUUCAUCAUAGCACCAUGUGUAUCAAGAUUGGAAGGAGCUGAUGCCAAUAAUGCAGAAGAGAAUUUCGUUCACAAACUGAAAUAAUCAAAUUCAUUUGAAUGUCAAAGUGCGACUGUGUUGAAAAAGGGAGCCGGAACCAUUAUAUGUUGAUUUCACGUUCAGGGUAAUUUAACAUUAUUCCCCAUAGUCAUGCCGAAGUUCGUUUUUUAUGAAAUUUCAGCAUUAUGAAGACAUUUAGGUGAUUAAUGAUGGUUAAAUCUUUAAACCCAGUUACCUACGAUGCAAGAAUUUACAGUCACAGAGCAAGGGCCUCUAUUUUUCAUAUGAAUUGAUCAUAAUUAUCUCCUUUCUUUUU
Medicago truncatula (barrel medic) is the source of this 2636-nucleotide messenger RNA. Its product is annotated as pentatricopeptide repeat-containing protein At1g55630. The record is from RefSeq and is a predicted model, not a curated record. Gene Ontology annotation, molecular function: protein binding. Lineage: Eukaryota; Viridiplantae; Streptophyta; Magnoliopsida; Fabales; Fabaceae. Bases 393 to 1898 code for a protein of 501 amino acids. The transcript has 3 exons.